Molecule: messenger RNA, 1687 nt
Organism: Chelonus insularis
Lineage: Eukaryota; Metazoa; Arthropoda; Insecta; Hymenoptera; Braconidae
Gene: ND-51
Product: NADH dehydrogenase (ubiquinone) 51 kDa subunit
Exons: 6
Coding region: 65-1516 (483 amino acids)
Biological process (GO): mitochondrial electron transport, NADH to ubiquinone
Molecular function (GO): NADH dehydrogenase (ubiquinone) activity; FMN binding; 4 iron, 4 sulfur cluster binding
Source: RefSeq, a predicted model, not a curated record
UGUCAAAUAAAACAGCUGAUUAAUUUGUAUACUUUCCUACGAAAUGAAACUGUAGAGUUGUUGUAUGUAUACACUUUUCGGUGUGACGCAAAUACUCAGUGGCAAAAUGGCAGGCGUUAUUGCUCGCUGUAUUCAGUUUCCAAAGAGACAAUUAGGUCUUUUUGGAUCUGUAUUGAAUUCUCAGCAGACGAGGACUUAUGCGGAUGCAGCUUCAGAAGGGAAGAAAUUUGGAAGUCCUCUUAAUGAUCAAGAUAGAAUAUUCACCAACUUAUAUGGCCGACAUGACUGGAGGUUGAAGGGUGCAUUAAAGCGAGGCGAUUGGUUUAAAACUAAAGAAAUUCUUGAUAAAGGAGCAGACUGGAUUAUCAAUGAAAUCAAAGUAUCUGGUUUACGGGGUCGUGGCGGAGCUGGUUUUCCUUCAGGAAUGAAAUGGUCUUUCAUGAAUAAACCAUCAGACGGUAGACCAAAAUAUUUAGUAAUAAAUGCUGAUGAAGGAGAGCCUGGAACCUGUAAAGAUCGUGAAAUUUUACGUCAUGAUCCACACAAGCUUGUGGAAGGUUGUUUAAUCGCAGGUCGAGCUAUGGGAGCAUGUGCUGCGUAUAUCUAUAUCCGAGGAGAAUUUUAUAAUGAAGCAUCAAAUAUGCAAGUAGCUAUAGCCGAAGCUUAUCAAGCUGGAUUAAUUGGAAAAAAUGCUUGCGGAAGUGGAUAUGAUUUUGAUAUUUUCGUUCAACGUGGUGCUGGUGCUUACAUUUGUGGUGAAGAAACAGCGUUGAUUGAAUCUAUUGAAGGAAAACAAGGAAAACCAAGACUAAAGCCUCCUUUCCCAGCUGAUGUAGGUCUUUUUGGAUGUCCUACGACUGUUACAAAUGUUGAGACCGUUGCCGUAGCACCCACAAUCUGUCGCCGUGGAGGAACAUGGUUUGCAUCAUUCGGUCGACCACGAAACCAUGGAACUAAGCUAUUUAAUAUCUCAGGACACGUUAAUAAUCCUUGUACAGUAGAGGAAGAGAUGUCCAUACCAUUGAAGGAGCUAAUUGAAAGGCAUGCAGGUGGUGUCAUUGGUGGCUGGGAUAAUUUAUUAGGUGUUAUUCCCGGUGGAUCAUCAACUCCUAUCAUUCCAAAGAGUGUUUGCGAUACUGUCCUCAUGGAUUUUGAUGACCUUGUCCGUGUCCAAAGCUCAUUCGGCACCGCAGCUGUGAUUGUAAUGAAUAAACAGACAGAUGUAAUUAAGGCAAUUGCACGGCUCAUUAGUUUCUACAAGCAUGAGUCGUGUGGUCAAUGCACUCCUUGCCGCGAGGGAAUUUCCUGGAUGUACAAAAUAAUGAAUCGAUUUGUCGAGGGUAACGCGGAGGAAAGCGAAAUUGAUAUGCUUUGGGAACUAACAAAACAAAUUGAAUUACAUACGAUUUGUGCUUUGGCUGACGGUGCUGCUUGGCCAGUUCAAGGUCUUAUCAGACACUUCAGACCAGUUAUUGAAGAAAGAAUACAGAAUUUCAAACAAAGAGCCACUAAUUAAAGAGUAAACUAAAUAAUAGAAUAUGUAUUUAUAAUCAAUAUUAAGUUUCUUGCUCUGAUUGUAGUAAUUUAAGUAUUAACAGAGUAAAUAUCAAUAAUAAAAUAAAGUUUUAUUUAAUUUUUAUAAAAAUUAUUAGAAAGUUUUAAUUACAAAGUUCUCCAUGAAUAAUGA